AUGACUAUCGAGCUUGAAACAGAUCAAGAGAAAUCUGUAUUCACGAAGGUCUUGAAUUGUAUAAGGAUACGGAAUAUCCCCCUUAUCAAUUUCUGCAUUAUCUGGAUUCUUGGGUCGUUUCUUCUAAAACUUACGACAAAGUAUACCGAGCUUUAUAUCAAGAAUUCCCUAAUCACUAUCAUAGUAACCAAUUUAGUACUUUUUGGUAUUAGUGAGACAUUGGCCCAGACAUUGAUCUGUUAUAAGCCCAAUGAACCCUUUGUGACACUAAGGGUAAAUGUUAGAUCACCGGAAUUAUCAUUGACAGCGGAUGAGGAACCUGAUUUAAGAAAUGAACAGGAUAUCAAUGAAUUUAUAGACUAUAUUGAGAGAGAAGAGAAUGACAUGGGUAUAAGACCAUUUGUAGUUGAUGACGAUGUGCCUAUGGCGGAAUUGACGUUUUUCCAAUUUGAUAGAUUAGCAGGAUUCAUGAUCUGGGGGUUCGUUAUGGCCUUCUGUCAAUGCUUAUGGUAUAAAUUCUUACAAAUAUAUUCCACUGAUCCCAAAUUCAUUGAAGUGUUAAGGAAAGUCUUGACAGAUCAAUUGUGUUAUUCACCUUUAUCACUUCUUGCAUUCUUCACUUAUGGGACAAUGGUACUCGAAAAAGGUAGUUGGGAAGACACUAAAGAUAAGUUGAGUAGAAUUUACUUAAAGACACUUUUGAUCAAUUAUUCUGUGUGGUUUCCUGUUCAAUUCAUUAAUUUCCUUCUUGUACCGAGAGAUUUCCAAGUUCCAUUCAGUUCGUCCAUUUCAGUUCUUUGGAACUGUUUCUUAUCAAUGAGAAAUUCAUCAUCGUAA
Molecule: messenger RNA, 837 nt
Organism: Yamadazyma jaroonii
Lineage: Eukaryota; Fungi; Ascomycota; Pichiomycetes; Serinales; Debaryomycetaceae
Source: the annotation of a GenBank genome assembly